This is a messenger RNA of Periophthalmus magnuspinnatus, 3473 nucleotides long. RefSeq names its product indian hedgehog B protein-like. The transcript has 4 exons. The record is from RefSeq and is a predicted model, not a curated record. Gene Ontology annotation, molecular function: calcium ion binding; patched binding. NCBI's taxonomy places the organism in Eukaryota, Metazoa, Chordata, Actinopteri, Gobiiformes, Gobiidae. Gene Ontology annotation, biological process: smoothened signaling pathway; cell-cell signaling; cell fate specification. Bases 468 to 1670 code for a protein of 400 amino acids.
GCAGGGUGCGGUCUAGAGUGGCAGCCCUUGGAUCACUCAAACCCUUCAAGUUGCAGCGUAAAGGAAAGUACAGAGGCAGUGGAAGAGCGAAUCGCGUUGGGGACAUAAUCUCGAGAAACACCGCGGUAGAAGAGGCGCUCCGCACGGAUCACUGCCUGGCCGUCACCCCCCUCCCCUCUCUCCCUCUCUCUCUCUCUGUCUCUCUCUAACUGGAACUUCGACUUUGAACCUGUUUGUUUAAAUCCGCGGACUUUACAACUUCCUCCGCGGCUCCGUUGCUCCUGCUCUUACGCGCUUUCCACCAGAGCUAAAAAUGAGCUGAGCGCGUAAGAGCCGUGCGCCAUGCUGCCUCUAUCCCAACUCUGAAGCAUGUGAGCCGGCCUUGACAGUUCUGGGGAGGUCCUGCAGACAUCCACGCGUGUCGCUCCCCCCCGCCCCCACCACCGCCACAGAAACAAACUCCCUCCAUGCGGGUCUCGGCGCUCUUCCUCGGUGCGCUCCUCCUGUCGCUCGCACCUGCCGCCGAAAGCUGCGGUCCAGGGAGGGCGUACGGCAAGAGGCGGCCCCCCAAGAAGCUCAUCCCGCUGGCGUACAAGCAGUUCAGCCCCAACGUGGCGGAGAAGACCCUAGGGGCGAGCGGCAGACCGGAGGGCAAGAUCACGAGGAACUCCGAGCGGUUUAAGGAGCUGACGCCGAACUAUAACACGGACAUCAUCUUUAAAGACGAGGAGGACACGGGAGCGGACCGCCUCAUGACGCAGCGCUGUAAGGACAAGCUGAACUCCCUGGCUAUCUCCGUCAUGAACAUGUGGCCUGGAGUCAAACUGAGAGUGACUGAAGGCUGGGACGAAGAUGGACACCACUCUGAAGACUCCCUGCACUACGAGGGACGGGCUGUGGACAUCACCACCUCAGACAGGGACAGAAAUAAGUACGCCAUGUUGGCCCGUCUGGCGGUGGAGGCGGGGUUUGACUGGGUCUACUAUGAGUCCAAGGCCCACAUCCACUGCAGCGUUAAGUCAGAGAAUUCGGUGGCGGCUAAGACCGGCGGCUGUUUCCCCGGCGAAUCUCUGGUGUCCCUCAAGGAUGGUGGGACAAAGCGGAUGAGCGAUGUCCUCCCUGGAGACAUGGUCCUGUCCUCCUCCUUAGACGGGCUGGGUCCCCUCACCUACAGUCCUGUGCUGUCCUUCAUUGACCGUCAACCCCACGUCAACAAGACUUUCUAUGUCAUCAACACAAGUGACGGAGCUAGCAUCUCUCUCACAGCAGCGCACCUCAUUUUUGUGUCAGACUGCACACGUAACUCUCUAAGGACAGUAUUCGCCAGCGAUGUCAAACCCGGACAGUGUGUGGUGACAUCACGAGGGGGCGAGGGGACAAACAUGGCCGUCGUGUCCUCAGUGAAGGAGAGGAGGAGUCGCGGGUUGUUUGCCCCGCUAACACAGCACGGUUCCAUAGUGGUGGAUCACGUGUUAGCGUCAUGUUAUGCGGCGCUAAACAGACCAGGGCUUGCUCACUGGGUGCUAGCUCCACUCAGACUGCUCCACAGCCUCGUACCCCCUCCUCAGGCCUCAAUCGUCGGGGUGCACUGGUACCCCCGAGCGCUGCAGUGGUUGGGGAGGUACCUGCUGCCUGACGCACAGUUCCAUCCUUUGGGGUUCGACGUGUAAACUUUAGUGACUGGACACAGAAGGAGAAGUGCGUGCUUGUUUGACCUAUAGUCCAGGACAGGAUCAGUCAUUAUUGGACACUGUGUACAUUGCUGUCGUAUGUUCUUGAGGCACGCUCUUUAAUGUGAGACAGAGUAUAUGGACACGCACACCUGCCAUAUUUAUGGAUUCUCUGAUUGGUUGACUCUGCACCUAAGCUGUAGCCCCGCGGACCAGACUAUUGUGUUAUAGAAUAAAGGGAAAGCUGUAUGGUUUGCCAGGCUAUGAUUCUAUUAAUGGGGCCAUACCAUGCAUUUUAGACUUUCAAAACUGUCUAACCGUGUUGUAACGUUGCUCCUUCAUCAAAAACAUACCUGAAGUUGUAUUUUGGUUAAUUUCACAGGUUUCAGUAGUGCUCUAAGUCCUCCACCCUGAGUGCUUAGAAAUCUCUCUCUGUCAUUUUUUUAAACUUUUUAUACAAGAUCUUAAACCCAGAAGUCUCCUGCACAGUUUUUAAGUCCACAAACUAUCACCGGACCUGUUCUAUGCAUUUCUUAAGUCAAAUUCCCUUCGCUACAACUAUGUGCAUAUAGUAGCAUGCCGGUCACGUUGCUAAAAUGCUGCUUUUGUUUUCUUUUUUGUUUUUUCCAUGGCUUAUUCCCACUGUCAGUAGAUGGUAAGCUAAUGCUUUAACAGCGCUGCUCAUUCAAAAAACUUACAACUAAUGUAAAUGUAAAAAAUAAUGUACAAAAUGAUGAUGAAAGGACCAAAACCAAAACUUUGAAGAUAAUUUUUUAUUAAAUUUAAGUGUUACUGUUGUUCGUCGAUAGCCUACACAAUCAACAAAGCUGAUAGUUUUCCACAUCUCCUCAAUGAAGGAUCCUGUUAGUAUGAAUUGCUAAAUGAAAUGCUAAUGCAGUUUGGGCUAACACUGUGACAUUUUUGUAUACAUUAAAUGAACUGGCCAAUAUAAUUAUGGCAUCAGAAGUGCAGUUUUUUUUGUCCUCUUGUACAAAUUUGUAAAUGUAAGUUAUUUUUGUAUUUGAAGCCAAAAUGAAGUGUUUUGUGUUUGUUUUGAAUAUGUCACAGUCUGCAGUUAGAAAGCGUCGGAUGUAGUAACACGGCUGAUCUCGUCAUCUCUGUAACAACAUCUAGAAACCCACUUUUUCAAAACUGCCUUUCACGAAUUUCAUCUUUUGUUUUCUCUGUUUGUUCCUCAUUUUUCUUUUUGUUAAGGUCCUGGUUUCUAUUUUGACUUAGUACCUCGGUUUCAAUUGCGCAAUAAUCGACGGGACAGUUUAUAAAAAGCUUUAUAAAAAUAUAUAUAUACAUCUUUAAAGACACACUAUGUGACUUUUCUAAUGGUCUCAUUGCUUUGCCUGGAAUGUUACAUGGUGUAGCUUUUAACAUAUCUCCAUAACGGGUCCAAGUUCCAGGUCAUUUUCAAGCUAUAAAAACAUCUGUAAUAGUAAUAAAUGUAAGAUAGAACAUUCCUGGCAAAGUAGUAACAUCUCCAAGGAGACAAGAAAAGUUACCUAGUGCGCCUUUAAGCAGUAGUCGUGUUUUUGUGCAGUCAUAAAAUGGAUUCAAUGGAAAAAUGACAGUUUGUAUAAUAUUUUGACGUUCAUGUUAUGAUUUUCUGAUGUUCAGGUCUCACAUUUCAGGUUGUGGAACUACUGUGCGAAACAUAACACAUAUCAAAUAACUAAUUUCACUUUGUCAUUAAAAAAGAACAUAUUUAACAUGUAUUUAAUGAAAUCUGAGAAGGGAAUUUUCUGCAAACACAUUCAAUCAUGUGUCAUAUGUUUGUAUAUUAAGCUAUUG